AAUCUGCAAAAAUCUUGGACUUUCAGCCCCACUUGUAAAGCACAAGCUGGUGCUAGCCAACUAGUCUUGACCACUUCAAAGAAGGAAAGAAAUGUGAAGAAUGAAACACGAAGAUGUCACGUUCAAAAUUGUAUGCUUCUUCUAAGUCAACGGUCAACUAGACAUGUCCACCUUCUCUUUAAAGUAAACCGUAAACCCAGUAGCCAAAUAUUAAAAGGGUCUUCCAAGAAUCUGCUUAACAAUCGUCUCAAAUGGGAGCUAACACUCAAAAUUCCCUGAAAAUGGUGCUGCUUUUACUGCUUUAUACACUUUCCGUUUUUGUUCAUGGUUACAAUGCUCAGUUAACUUCACACUCAAACACAGAUGAAAAAUCCCACAAUCACCAAUUUGUCUUCCCAGAAGCAAAAUCUUUAGUCUUGCCUAAUCCAUCAGAUUACUUUUCUAGCAAGCUUGUUUCCACCCCUUUGCCCACUAAUUCAUUUUUCCAAAAUUUCGUACUCAAGAAUGGUGACCAGCCUGAGUACAUUCAGCCUUAUUUAAUCCGUUCAGCUAACUCUUCCAUUUCCCUUUCUUAUCCAUCUCAGAACAUCACCUCUGCCUUAUUAGAGCAGAUUUUUCGCCCCGAUUUAACUAUAUCUGCUUUCAAGAAUCCUAACCCAGAGCAACGCCACAUAAUCUCAUCAUAUAGUGAUCUUAGUGUUACUUUGGACUUACCAUCAAGUAAUCUUAGAUUCUUUUUGGUGAGAGGUAGUCCUUACUUGACUUUUGCUGUCAAUGGACACACUUCCAUUUCAAUCUCAACCGUUCAUCCCAUUCGUAAACUUUCUUGUGAUAGUUCUUUUACUAAGUACACAAUCAGACUCCUAAAUCGUCAAACAUGGAUACUUUAUGCAAGUUCUCCGAUUUAUUUGACUCAUAAUGUAUCCACCAUCAAGUCUGGUGGGUUCUCAGGUGUAAUUCGGAUUGCUGUCUCGACUAAUUCUGAUUCCAAAUUUGAGAAAAUCCUUGAUCAGUAUAGCUCAGGUUAUCCUGUGUCGGGAAGUGCCACUUUGAGGUCUUUUGGUAUUAAAUACAAAUGGGAUGUGAAAGGUGAAGGAAAGUUGCUUAUGCUAGCUCACCCCCUCCAUCGUCGACUUCUUUCGAAAGCAGAUUCUUCAGUAACUGUUUUGGAGGAUUUCAAGUAUAGAAGCAUGGAUGGUGAGCUCGUUGGUGUAAUUGGCGAGACGUGGGAACUGGAAACAGAGAAAAUCCCGGUAUCUUGGCAUUCGGUUAGAGGUUUGAAUAAAAAAUCAGUCCCCGAAAUUAUUCAUGCACUUGGUAAAGAUGUUAAGACUUUGAAUGCAUCGAACAUAUCUACCACAUCGUCUUACUUUUAUGGGAAAUUGAUUGCUAGAGCAGCAAGAUUGGCAUUGAUUUCAGAAGAGGUUUCUUAUCCUAAGAUAAUGCCAGUUGUUGUUCAAUACUUGAAGGAUACGAUCGAGCCUUGGUUGAAUGGAACAUUUGGUGCUAAUGGCUUCUUGUAUGACCGGAAAUGGGGUGGCCUUGUAACUAAACAAGGGAUAAAUGACACAACAGCUGAUUUCGGUUUUGGAGUUUACAAUGACCAUCAUUUUCAUUUGGGAUACUUUGUGUAUGCCAUUUCUGUGCUUACCAGAUUUGACCCUCAAUGGGGAAAGCAGUACAAGAAGCAAGCCUAUUCUUUAGUGGAAGAUUACACGAACUUGGGACCCAAGGAGAACAAGCAUUACACGCGUCUUAGGUGUUUUGACUUGUGGAAGUUACAUUCUUGGGCUGCAGGGCUGACUGAAUUUCCAUUUGGGAGAAAUCAAGAGAGUACAAGUGAAGCUAUUAAUGCAUAUUAUUCAGCAGCCUUGAUGGGGUCUGCGUAUGGAGAUGCCGAUCUUGUUUCGGUUGGAUCGACUCUCACUGCCUUUGAGAUUUUGUCAGCACAGACUUGGUGGCAUGUAAAAAAAGACAACAAAAUCUAUGCACCGAGUUUUGUCAAGAAAAAUAAGGUGGUUGGUAUUUUAUGGUCUAGAAAAAGAGACAGCAUUCUUUGGUUUGCUCCAUCUGAGAGGAAAGACAUUAGGCUGGGAAUUCAAGUUCUACCAUUGUUGCCAAUCACAGAGGUUGUGUUUUCUGAUGUUGAUUAUGUGAAGGAGCUUGUAAAAUGGGCACUCACUAGUGUACCCAAAAACAGGACUGAGGAAGGUUGGAAAGGAUUUGUUUAUGCCUUGGAAGCAAUUUAUAGCAAUAAGCUAGCUCUAAAGAAAGUUAUGGACCUAAGCAGUCAUGAUGAUGGCAAUUCACUCUCAAAUCUUUUGUGGUGGAUUCAUAGCAGAAAAUGAUCAGCAGUAAAUUUUAGAGGUUCAGUACUUAUGCUUGUUAGAUUGUUAUUCUUGAUGGGUUGAACACUUCAAUUUGUUAACCUCAAUAAAUAUGAUUCGUGUAGCAGAGAGAAUAUCAAUGUUUUUAAUGACCAAUGUCACAAAGUUCAUGUUCUUA
Messenger RNA from Lycium ferocissimum, 2505 nucleotides. Its product is annotated as glucan endo-1,3-beta-D-glucosidase 1-like. Gene Ontology annotation, molecular function: endo-1,3(4)-beta-glucanase activity. The transcript has a single exon. The coding region runs from base 252 to 2348 and encodes 698 amino acids. Lineage: Eukaryota; Viridiplantae; Streptophyta; Magnoliopsida; Solanales; Solanaceae. The record is from RefSeq and is a predicted model, not a curated record.